Molecule: messenger RNA, 1365 nt
Organism: Sporothrix schenckii 1099-18
Lineage: Eukaryota; Fungi; Ascomycota; Sordariomycetes; Ophiostomatales; Ophiostomataceae
Exons: 2
Coding region: 1-1365 (454 amino acids)
Biological process (GO): vesicle-mediated transport; intracellular protein transport
Cellular component (GO): COPI vesicle coat
Molecular function (GO): structural molecule activity; protein binding
Source: RefSeq, a predicted model, not a curated record
AUGACUGCCAAGGCCCAUGGCCUGGAAGAGGAAUGCCAGUCGAUUCUAGAGGCAACUGGAAUCACAGAGGACCAGCUCACGCUUCCGGACCACCUUGGCGGCUCUUUGACGCCACCAAAGCCGGUCGUCCCGACCUACCAGGCCAACUGGCCGUCCAAGGGUACCUCUGUGUCCUUCUUCGAGAAGGCACUCCUUGGCCAAGUUGAGGGCUUGUCGCUCGAGGACGAGCCGUCAGCGGCUGCCAAUGGUGCCGAUGCCUUUGGCGAGGAUGAAGCUGACGGAGGUGAUGCCAAGAAGAAUGGCAACCUGAUGGACGUGGACGACGAUGAGGAUGUUGCUGGUUGGGACAUGGGUGAUGAUAUUGUCGCUGACCAUGAUAACGACUUUGUCAACGUCGAAAGCGCAGACGCUGGCGGUGCUGGCAGCAGCGAGGCGGAUCUCUGGGCCCGCAAUUCGCCGCUGGCUGUCGACCAUGUUGCCGGUGGCUCCUUUGAGACGGCCAUGCAGCUUCUUAACCGCCAGGUGGGUGCUGUCAACUUCGCACCACUGAAGCCGCGCUUCCUGGAGGUUUACCAGGCGUCGAAGACGUACCUGCCUGCGUCUGCCGGCCUGCCGUCUCUGGUCAACUACGUUCGCCGCAAUGUGGAGGAGUCUGAUCCAAGGAAGGUGCUGCCCAUCAUCCCGCGCGACCUGGAGUUCUUGGUUGAGAAUGACCUGCAGCGCGGCUACGACGCGAUGAAGAGCAACAAGCUGGAGGAUGGCAUCAAGACGUUCAAGAGCAUCCUGCACUCGGUCCUGAUCAACGCGGUGUCGAGUGAGUCUGAGGUUGACGAGGCCAAGAAGCUGAUCACCUCUGCGAGCGAGUAUGCUGUGGCGAUGAGCAUUGAGCUGGCACGGAGAAACUUGGGCGCGAACGAUGUUGUCGCCAAGGACCCCAAGCUGCUGAAGCAGAGUCUGGAGCUGUCCGCGUACUUUACCAUCCCCAAGAUUGAGGUCCCUCAUCGGCAGCUCGCCCUGCUCAACGCCAUGAACCUGGCGGCACGCAACAAGAACUACAACUCGGCCCUUAGCUUCGCUAACCGGAUACUGGCCAACGGCGGUUCUGGUCGUAUCCUGGAGACGGCCAAGAAGACCAAAGCGCAGUGCGAGCGUAACCCGAAUGACGCGAUCGACAUUGAGUUUGACCAGUUUGCCGAGUUUGACGUGUGCGCGGCCAGCUUCACGCCCAUCUACAGCGGCACGGCAUUCGAGGAGUGCGCUUUUGAUGGCUCCAAGUACCACUCCAAAUACAAGGGCUCGGUCUGCCGCAUCUGCGGCGUCUGUGAGAUUGGCAAGCACGGCAGCGGCCUGAAGCUGUUUGCCUAA